UUCCGGCGGGAGAUUUUUGUGAAGCUUCUUCUCUAUCUCCAUCGCCGAUGUUUUCGUUAUCGUUAAUUCAACCGCGUCUCCGGAUUUCAGAGAUUCCGGUAACGCAAACCUUCAAAUCUCCGACGAUAUGUUACAGUAGCGAUUCAAGAACUAAGCGAGAGGAACAGAGGAACGGAAGAUUAUCUGGGUUUCGACUAGUUUCUGGAAAGAGAGCAUCUUUCGAUUUGGGUUUUAGUGGUUUACAACAGUUUAAAGGAGAAACUGUGAAUCACGAUGAUUUAUCUUCUUUUGAUAGCGAACGAGUGGAUUAUGCUCUGUUAGCGGAGUGGCUUCAGUCUUCUAAUGGGAUGCGACUCAUUAAAAGGAUUCACGCGAUGGCGUUGAAGUGUUUUGAUGAUCAAGUUAUCUAUUUUGGGAACAAUUUGAUUAGUUCUUGUGUGAGACUUGGGGAUUUGGUUUAUGCACGUAAAGUGUUCGACAGUAUGCCUGACAGAAAUACUGUUACUUGGACUGCGAUGAUUGAUGGGUAUUUGAAGUUUGGUCUUGAGGAUGAGGCUUUUGCAUUGUUUGAAGACUAUGUGAAGCAUGGAAUACGUUUUACGAACGAGAGGAUGUUUGUGUGUUUGUUGAAUCUGUGUAGUAGGAGAUCAGAGUUUGAGUUAGGGAGACAGGUUCAUGGUAAUAUGGUGAAAGUUGGAGUGGGAAAUCUUAUUGUGGAGAGUUCUCUUGUUUAUUUUUAUGCGCAAUGUGGUGAAUUGACAAGUGCGUUACGAGCUUUUGAUAUGAUGGAGGAGAAAGAUGUGAUAUCUUGGACAGCGGUUAUUUCGGCUUGUUCAAGGAAAGGGCAUGGGAAUAAAGCCAUUGUCAUGUUUAUCGGAAUGUUGAAUCACGGGUUUUUACCUAACGAGUUUACGGUAUGCAGUAUUUUGAAGGCUUGUAGUGAGGAGAAAGCGAUAAGAUUUGGAAGGCAAGUACACAGCUUGGUUGUUAAAAGGAUGAUUAAGACAGAUGUUUUCGUAGGAACUUCGCUGAUGGACAUGUAUGCUAAAUGCGGGGAGAUUUCUGAUUGCAGAAAAGUGUUUGAUGGAAUGAGCAAUAGAAACACGGUCACAUGGACUUCGAUCAUAGCUGCACAUGCUCGGGAAGGUUUUGGUGAGGAAGCUAUCAGUCUCUUUCGGGUAAUGAAGAGGCGGCAUUUGAUUGCUAACAAUUUGACAGUAGUAAGCAUCCUUAGAGCGUGUGGGUCUGUUGGGGCUUUAUUGUUGGGGAAGGAACUUCAUGCGCAGAUAAUCAAGAAUUCGAUCGAAAAGAAUGUCUAUAUAGGAAGUACUUUGGUUUGGCUGUAUUGUAAAUGCGGAGAAUCCCGUGACGCUUUCAAUGUUCUCCAGCAGUUGCCAUCUAGAGAUGUGGUUUCAUGGACCGCUAUGAUCUCUGGAUGUUCGAGCUUAGGACACGAAUCAGAAGCGCUAGACUUCUUGAAAGAGAUGAUUCAAGAUGGUGUAGAGCCAAACCCAUUUACAUAUUCCUCGGCUUUAAAAGCUUGUGCGAAUUCAGAAUCUCUUCUAAUCGGCAGAUCAAUCCAUUCCAUUGCAAAGAAGAAUCAUGCUCUAUCAAAUGUCUUUGUGGGAAGUGCUUUGAUUCAUAUGUAUGCAAAAUGUGGAUUCGUCUCGGAAGCUUUUCGGGUUUUCGACAGUAUGCCUGAGAAGAACUUGGUUUCAUGGAAGGCAAUGAUAAUGGGUUACGCGAGGAAUGGGUUUUGCAGGGAAGCAUUGAAGCUAAUGUAUAGAAUGGAGGCAGAGGGAUUUGAGGUUGAUGAUUAUAUAUUUGCAACAAUUCUCUCUACUUGUGGAGAUAUUGAGCUCGAUGAAGCUGAAUCUUCUGCAACUUGUUACUUGGAGACCUCUUGAUCUUUCUUCUUUAUAAUCUCUUUUUUCAAGUUCUUUCUUAUAUGAUAAAGUUUAUGAAAAAGAUGCGUUCCACAAUAGCACCAAAUGUACAAAUUUCAUGUCAGGAUAUAAAGAUUCGAAGAUUUC
This is a messenger RNA of Arabidopsis arenosa, 2033 nucleotides long. The record is from the annotation of a GenBank genome assembly. Lineage: Eukaryota; Viridiplantae; Streptophyta; Magnoliopsida; Brassicales; Brassicaceae.